AUGUACUUGGUGUCUUUCAGUUAUGCAGUCCGUCUUGCGGCGUUCCUCUUCUUCACGGCCACCGCUCUUGGGACGAAAGACAUAGCUUACAACCCGGAAUCGAAUUAUCGGCCUCAAAACGUCACGGAUCUCGCAUAUUGGCUGUAUGCCUGGACUGGAUCAUACUAUAACGGAACCGUAAACUUCCGACUGACUCCCCGGGACUGGGGCCAAGAUAAAAAAGAAGAUGAAGGCGAAACAGCAUGCGACAGAUUCACAGACCAGGUUCUCGAAUUCUCCUAUAAGACACUAGUAGCAAUCGUAAAGCCCAAUAAAGAGGACAGGGGGCGCAAUCCGGUCAUGUUUAUUGUCAACUCAUGGCCAGACGAAAACAUUGACCUCUGGCCACUGGGUGGUAACACGAACCCUUAUCCAGUGCAGAUCAACGAUGAUAUCUUCCACCUUGAAUCAAUCGAGUGCGUUCAAAAUAAGCCUGCGAUGUUGGAGAGAGCUAAUCCGAGCUUUGUAGACCACGGCAAAGAGGGUAUUCACCUUUUCGGGACCAGUAAUAGCCGGUCAGAGGGAAUACAGUUCAACAUGAGCCAGUGUGACAAUGCAACUGAGACCUGGUGGGGAGGCGACAUCCUGCGCGCCAGCAGCAGUUCCUGGAUCGAUCGAGUCCACCUUGUUGACCCAGUUCUCAAUGGCCGGUUUGACGACCAGGCUGCCUCAUGGACCCUGAACGGCGUCUUCAAGAUAAAUAAUGCCGGAUUGACGCUGCGCGGUCUGAUGAGCUUCUAUCGGGAGAACAACCAGACUGGAAACCCAUCGUUGGAUUUUCCAGAAGUAUGGUCUCAGGCGAUGCCGAGUCGAAUGGGUUUAUGA
Molecule: messenger RNA, 864 nt
Organism: Scedosporium apiospermum
Lineage: Eukaryota; Fungi; Ascomycota; Sordariomycetes; Microascales; Microascaceae
Exons: 4
Coding region: 1-864 (287 amino acids)
Source: RefSeq, a predicted model, not a curated record